UGAGCUUCUGACCUCGUUACAAAGCCAUCAACUUAACGCGAAUUUGAAUGCCGAAAUCCAGCUAGAUCUGCGCAAGGAGGUAGCUCAAUUACACAUAAAGAACGAGGAGCUCCACUGUGAACUCUAUGCUACGCAGACAGAAUUAAAAAGCGUACGAGGUACGUGCGAUUACUUGUAUGAGAAGAAUAGUAACGCUCCGGGGAACCGGGUUCGGGAGGAAAGUGACGGCGCGGUUUGGAGUGACGCACAAAAUACAGGUUUACCUCUGGUAGGGGAUGGCAGUUCGUUACGUACCCUAAAAUUCCCCGUAGCGCCAGUUCACGAGACCACUACUAUUAUACCGGGGGAAGGGGGAAACAGAGUAACCACUACAACCACUGUAAAGCCGCUGUCUCCGAGCGAGAUUGAGGCUCUCGUAAAAAGUAUUGGUGCAUUUGUUCCCUCAAAGCGAGAUCCGGUAGAGUUUCUUGCGAAUUUGGAACGUAUGGUCGGCCUACAUAGAUUGACUGAUGUUGACGCAUGUGUCAUUUUGUCUGCUUGUUUACCCCAUGCUCUUGCUAGUGCGCUUCCACUGGACAUACAAAAUCGGGAGGCCAACCAACAACGCAGAAAAACGGGGUUGUUGGACAUUUUGGGCACUCGUGCUGUGGAUUGGGAAAAGAUAAGGGAAGUAGUGAUGUGUCCUUCUGAACACCCGGCCGCAUAUGCGGCGCGCCUAUGGGAAGCCUUUUCGUCUUAUAGUGGCAUCGCUGGUUUAACACAACAGGAUCCCGCAUUCAAAUCCGCAUUGAUUGCACAAAGCGAUUCGAAUACUCGGAGGGCUUUGGCGCUACAUAUAGAUUCGCAUGCCGCAUACGCAGAUAUCGUAGCAAAAAUGACACAGCUAUAUAACAUGAAUCUCAGCAUUAACCAAUCUAGAAAGCAACCAGUGGCUGCACUGGCCGAGACCACAUCACGCCCGAAUCAUACUCGUAAAUCGGUGUCGUGGAAAAAUGAAGGUUAUGUGCCGGAGGAUGUGAGACAAGCGAGGGGUGAAAGGCCCCCCUUGUUUAACCCAAACGGGGUAAUUUUAUGUUAUGCUUGUGGAAAGGAAGGACAUAUUGCCAGGGAAUGCAACUCAACAUUAAAAAGAACAUCUCCAUAUUCGGAGAUUAGCAAACAGCUCAGUGAAAUGCAGUCGGUUUUACAAAAACUGAGCGCCGAAAACGCUGAAUUGCGCGCAGCUAAUAAGGGGAUGGGAUCGAAAUGUGCUAAUGCUUCAGCAUAGGGGUUCCAGGCCUCCGUGAACCACAUUGCACCUUUGGAACGAGAUACCUAUGGUAGGCCAAUUGUAAAUGUUGCUGUUGGAGGCCGAUGCAACAGUUGGCUAGUGGAUUCUGGUGCUUCCUUGUCAAUUAUACACUCAGAUAGUCACCCUCGCAAUCCCACGAAUACAAUUACUCUGGAAGGUUUUGAUGGUACAGUGUCUAUUGCUUCUCAGUCGGACAGUUUGGCUUUUCGAAUUGGCAGUGAUUCUUUUAAUGCUAAGGCUUGGUUCAGUACAACUGGUGAUGCUCGCAAUAUUUUGGGAUCAGACAUAAUGAAGAGGCGGGGAUACAUAAUCGAUUAUGGCAAUAAUUGUAUUUGGCGCAAUACUCAGAGUGGGGAUGAUUUAGUCGAAAUUUCUGAUGUGCAUGCGGUGUUUGCUAUUAAGAAGGCAGAGGAUUAUGAUUUGGAUAGCUUGUUGUCACAUGAUGAUACCCAGCUAUCAGACCUGUUAGGACAACACAGAGGGGCUUUCGCUAAAAGCAAGCAUGAUUGCGGUCGCAUUGAUCCGGGUGUCAUAGAGGUGAAUGUGCAGGGGCGGGACCCACCCCCUCUCAGACAGUACAGCUACCCGAAUGAAGCAAACCCCUAUGUGCAGAGUGCAAUUGACUCCCUACUUGAACAAGGUAUCAUUAGGCCGUGCUUAUCUCCAUGCCUAGCUCCUAUAUGGCCUGUACGUAAACCGGAUAACUCAUGGCGUUUAUGUAUUGACUAUAGGGAACUCAACAAGUGCACCCCCACAUGUGCGCCUGUGGUAGCUGCCACACCUGAUGUUCUAGCAUCCCUUCUCCCAGAAGCUAACUAUUAUUCUGCCCUAGAUGUCUCCAAUGGUUUCUGGUCCAUCCCACUGCAUCCUGAUUGCCAAUACAAAUUUGCAUUCAAAUUUAAAAAUACCCAAUACACUUGGAAUGUGCUUCCACAAGGUUUUGCUAACUCACCGACAUUAUUCCACCAGUGUUUGGCAAAUGUGCUAGGUGCUUUUUCUAGACCAGAAUGUCUCAUUCAGUAUGUUGAUGACCUAUUGUUGCAGACUGCAACAAGGGAGGAGCAUGUCAGUUUACUUGCAGAACUGCUUCACCUCCUUGAAGAAGCAGGAAUCAAAUUGAAUCCCAAGAAAGCGCAACUUCUCAAAUCGGAAGUAACUUAUUUGGGCAUUAAAAUUACCAAAGGGGGGCGCACUCCUGAUCCACACAAGGUAGAGAUUAUUCAGCGACUUCCAGUUCUAGUUUCAGUCACAGCUUUAAGAUCAUUUUUGGGGAUAGUCGGAUUUUGUAGGGACUUUAUUGAAGGCUUUGCUGAUAUUGCCAGACCGCUUAACUCCUUACUUUCGGGGAAAAAGAAAAAGUCUGAUGCUUUGGAUUGGGGUCCAGAACAUCAAACGGCAUUUGAAAAAUUGAAAGAUGCGCUAAUUAAAGCUCCUGCAUUGCGUAAUCCAGACAGAUCACAGCCAUUUAUUUUGCAGACCGCAGCCACGGAGGAAGCUCUAUCAGCAGUUCUGUUGCAGGAAGUUCAGGAGAAUCUGCGGCCCAUUGCAUAUGCCUCCCGUGUGCUCUCUCCGGUUGAGAAAGCAUUUGACUCAUGUAACAGGCACCUUUUGGCAGUUCAUUGGGGAAUGUCCCAUUUCGAGUACAUUUACGGCUUUAAUGAAGUGACACUCCAUACUCCCCAUACACCCCUUCAGCUUCUUUUGAAUGGCAAAGUGAAAGGAGUAUCUAAUUCAAGAUUAGCACGAUGGACUUUGGAUCUGGGUUCCAAAAAUUUGAAAACUGUGUACAAAUCUUCAUGCAUGUUACCCCGUACACUUCUCUAUGAAGGUGACCCUCACACUUGUGACACUAAACCUGUCCAGCCUCUGGACAGUGUCUUUGAAGUGUGCGCUAUAGAAGGAGCCAUUGAUGUAUAUGUGGACGGGUCCCGAUAUUGGCAGGAUGGUCAGUAUCAUACUGGCUUUGCGAUUCAUUCGGACAAUGGGGAUUUCCUUUACAGAUGUCCAUCUCAUUUCUCAGCUCAGAAAGCAGAAAUUUCAGCAGUCCUACAGACCUUUUCAGUUUUUCCAGAUUCAGACUUAAACAUCUUUUCAGACUCUGCAUUUGUUGUUAACUCUCUCACUGAGUAUUUACCCAUUUGGCAGAAAAGGGGCUUCACCAGCGCUGAUGGCCAACCUUUAAAACAGGUCGGACCCAUACAGGCUUUGUGGACAGCAGCCAAGUCCUGUACACAUAAGGUUGCUCUAUUAAAGGUGAAAGCCCAUCAGAAGAAAGGAGUAAGCCAACAUGGAGAUGGUAAUUUAGCUGUGGACGAGCUAGCAAAGAAAGCAGCUGUAGCAGGGAGACCAUUCCAUGUUCUGGAACCGGAACCAGAACUAGUUGCUGUGGUAAACGUCAGGGAACCGACAGACCUUAAGGUUGCGCAGCAACGGGAUCCAGUUUUGCGGGAAGCAAUCAAGCAGAAACAGAAUGGGGAGGCAAUUUUGGAGGGCCCAUUGACUCUGUUUGAUGCACAACUCCUGGUCCAUGAUUGCAUGCUGUUGUACACUGGAAAUGACAUUCCAGUAUGGAUCCCACCCACAGAAUUGCGGAAUGAUAUUUUGUAUCAUAUCCACAAUCAGGGGGGGCACUUAGGUAUAGAAAAAACAAAAGACCGAUUAAAAAACAUGUUUUGGUGGCCAGACGUUGACAAAAAUGUGAAAGAUUAUUGCACAAAUUGUUUAACCUGUGCCCAGAUUAAUCCAUCACCAGUGAAAAGGAAAGGGCGACUGAGGCCCACGUGUCUAGCCGAAGGACCGUGGACAAAUUUGCAGAUCGAUUAUGUAGGUCCACUCCCUGCAGCUAGAGGAGGCUACAGGUACAUUCUCAUCAUAAUAGAUACAUUCACUAAAUGGAUAGAGGCGUUCCCAAUUAAGUCCGAUACCGCAUCCGCCACAGCCCGGGUAUUAUGGGAACAAGUCUACUGUAGAUGGGGUCUGCCACUUAGCCUGGAAAGUGACAGAGGCACGCAUUUCACAGGAAAAAUUCAUACAGACUUGGCAAAACUACUUGGGAUAAAGCACCAACUACACAUAGCUCACCAUCCACAGUCUUCAGGCGGGGUUGAACGAACAAACAGAACACUCAAAACCGCAUUGAGAAAAAUGGUAUUGGAAAAUGGCACCAAUUGGGCUCAAAAUCUCCCUAGUAUUUUGAUGUCUGUGCGAGGGGUUGUUCACAAAAGCACAGGAUACAGCCCCCAUGAAUUGAUGACAGGGAGGGGAAUGCGAAUGCCAGAACAUCUGCUACUAGAGGUGCCGAGACCCAUGAUAGAGGGAUGGGCGACUGAAACCUUUCUGAAAAACCUCUGUUCUUCUUUACCUGCUAUGUACCAGCAAGCGGCUCAACAGAUUGGCUCGAUUCAGAAAUACAACAAAAUGUAUUAUGACCAACAUGUCAGUGAGCAAAAAUUUGAGCCGGGAGAUGAGGUAAUGGUAAAGAAUUACCAUCAUGCUGGGCCAUGGUCAGCUAACUGGAAGGGCCCAUACACAGUCAUUGACAAAUGUGGCAAUGUUUAUUCAUUAUCAUUGUUUCACUGUUAUGACCACCCUGUACUGUCUGGCCAAAUGUCCAUUUUUUUUUUCCUUCACCCAUUUUGUUUUUUUGUUUUAAAUGCAUCUUUUCCCCCACCACUCAUUACACUGAUUGUCACACAGCAAGCAUUAUCAUACACCAUUCGCAUCACACCAGGUUUUUCUUAAAGCACACAUAUCUCCUCCCAACAAAUAUCAUUUCAAAACACCCACUUCUUCACACAUGUAUUGGUUUCUUAUGCUUGUUGAAUACUUUCAUGGUCGGGUUUGGUUACCUCUCUCUCUCUCCUGGUUGUAAGUCAGUAAUGGAUUAGAAGUCACAGUGUGGUUGGUCUGUGACUGGGACAAGGCAGCAAAAGCUUUCAUGGGACCUAGGCGUGUGAGGCACAGUAAUAGUCCAAUGGCGAGGGGUGUAUC
Molecule: messenger RNA, 5281 nt
Organism: Anguilla anguilla (European eel)
Lineage: Eukaryota; Metazoa; Chordata; Actinopteri; Anguilliformes; Anguillidae
Product: protein NYNRIN-like
Exons: 2
Coding region: 1580-5032 (1150 amino acids)
Biological process (GO): DNA integration
Molecular function (GO): nucleic acid binding; RNA-DNA hybrid ribonuclease activity
Source: RefSeq, a predicted model, not a curated record